GGCUUCUUCCUUUGCAUCAUGGCCUUUGACAGGUACCUUGCCAUCUGUCAUCCUCUACAUUACCCACGCAUCAUGACUAAACAGCUGUACACUGGCCUUGUCAUCUUCAGAUGGUCGGGUGGGCUCAUCCUCUCCCUAACCCCAGUUGUUCUCACUUCACAGUUGCCCUUCUGUGGCCCAAAUACCAUCAACCAUUUUUUGUGUGAUCCUGUCCCACUGAUGACGCAGUCUUGUUCUGAAGACACCAUAACUCAGCUCAUUUAUUCUACUUUCAAUGCUAUUUUCAUGAUUGGCACCUUCCUCUUUAUUCUUUGCUCCUAUGCUCUGGUGAUUCUGACUGUGCUAUGGAUGCCCUCAUGCGCUGGAAAAUACAAGGCUUUCACCACGUGUGCUUCUCAUUUGGCUGUUGUCAUCCUGUUUUAUGGCUCCAUUAUGGUGAUGUAUAUUAGUCCUGGAUCAGGACACCCAGUGAAAAUUCAAAAAUUCAUUACCUUAUUUUAUUCUGUGAUAACACCCCUCUGCAAUUCUCUAAUAUAUAGCCUCAGGAACAAGGAGAUGAAGACUGCUCUGAGGAAUAUCUUUGGGACUGAACACGGUGUUCAUAAAAUGUAA
Messenger RNA from Ailuropoda melanoleuca (giant panda), 612 nucleotides. Its product is annotated as olfactory receptor 11H6-like. The annotation marks the transcript as partial. The transcript has a single exon. Lineage: Eukaryota; Metazoa; Chordata; Mammalia; Carnivora; Ursidae. Gene Ontology annotation, molecular function: olfactory receptor activity. Gene Ontology annotation, biological process: G protein-coupled receptor signaling pathway. Gene Ontology annotation, cellular component: membrane. The record is from RefSeq and is a predicted model, not a curated record.